Messenger RNA from Erigeron canadensis, 1326 nucleotides. Its product is annotated as heat stress transcription factor B-2a-like. The record is from RefSeq and is a predicted model, not a curated record. NCBI's taxonomy places the organism in Eukaryota, Viridiplantae, Streptophyta, Magnoliopsida, Asterales, Asteraceae. Gene Ontology annotation, molecular function: DNA-binding transcription factor activity; RNA polymerase II cis-regulatory region sequence-specific DNA binding. Gene Ontology annotation, cellular component: nucleus. Gene Ontology annotation, biological process: regulation of transcription by RNA polymerase II. Bases 102 to 1127 code for a protein of 341 amino acids. The transcript is spliced from 3 exons.
UCGGCAUCUCUUCACUACGAGGAACUUUCUAGAAUCCAAAACAUUAAUAAAUCUUUUAAUUAAAAUACUUUCGAUUUCUCCAUCGGUGAAUUCGAAGAUUCAUGGCAGCUCCUGAGGCGGAGAAGAGUGGCGGCAGCGGCGGGGGAGAAGAGUCAGAUACGUCGGCAGGCGGCGGCGGCAGAUGUGUUCCGACGCCGUUUUUAAUGAAAACGUACCAGCUAGUGGAUGAUAAAACGACAGAUGACGUGGUAUCGUGGAGUGUAGACGGAUCCAGUUUUAUAGUUUGGAAACAUACUGAAUUUGCAAAGGAUUUGCUUCCCAAGUUUUUUAAACAUAGUAAUUUCUCUAGCUUUAUCCGCCAGUUAAACACCUAUCGCUUCAGAAAGAUAGUGCCUGAUAGAUGGGAGUUUGCGCACGAUUGUUUUCGCAGAGGUGAAAAACAUCUUUUAUGUGACAUACAACGUAGAAAAUUCACCCCUGGUAUACCGAUUGUGGGGCUGGUGACCACAGUGGCGUUGUCACCGGCUCAGCACAAGACGGUUUCUCCCACUAAUUCAGGUGAAGAACGAGUUUUAUCAUCAAACUCAUGUGGUGGUCCGCGAGAAGUGACAGCAUCUGGUGUUAGUAAAGAUGAAAUGAGCCUUGAAAACAAGAGGUUGAGAAGAGAGAACCUGCAACUAAAAAAUGAAUUGAAUCAGAUGAAGAAUUUUAUAGAUAGUGUAUAUGUCAUGAUGUCAAAAUAUGCACCAACAAAAAAUCCAUCUGAAGGCUGUUGUUCUUCACAACUUUUGCAACAAGUAAGCAAUGUUAGACCAUUGGAACUUUUGCCAAUAAGGAACGGGAAAGAUUGUAAUGUUGUUGAAAGAGGAGUAAUGAAGAAUGAGGAGGAGGAGGAGGAUGUGAGCCCAAGGUUGUUUGGCGUAUCGAUAGGUGUGAAACGAGAAAGGGAUGGGACUGGGACCGAGAGUGAUGGUGAAGGGCCAGAGCAGGUGCAGUUGCAACAGCCGGGGUCUGAUGUUAAGUCUGGUUCGUUGGAUGAUGGUCUAGUUGAUGGAGGUAGUGUUGAAUCUAAGGAAUCCAUAUGGUUGGCAAAAUGCUUACAAGAGUUGGGUCGAAAGGUAAUGUGAUGAAAUCCUAGACUUCAAUUGACGUUUAAGUAAGACUUGUUUUGAAAAAAACAAAUUUAGUUGAUUAGCAUAUCGUUGGAUGAUCAAUUUAGUACUAAUGAUAUUGUUAAGUCCAUUGUUUUAUAAAAUGUGGAACUUGUUACAUGUAGACAUGUGGUGUCAUACAUUGAUUAGCCAAAAUGUAGUAAUGUCUUUUGUA